Messenger RNA from Helianthus annuus (common sunflower), 1017 nucleotides. RefSeq names its product 50S ribosomal protein L25. Gene Ontology annotation, cellular component: ribosome; cytosolic large ribosomal subunit. The coding region runs from base 65 to 760 and encodes 231 amino acids. The record is from RefSeq and is a predicted model, not a curated record. Gene Ontology annotation, molecular function: 5S rRNA binding; structural constituent of ribosome. The transcript is spliced from 3 exons. Gene Ontology annotation, biological process: translation. NCBI's taxonomy places the organism in Eukaryota, Viridiplantae, Streptophyta, Magnoliopsida, Asterales, Asteraceae.
AGCCCAACUAAGUUUCACACUCACCCAGCCCUCACUCGUAUCCAUUCUUCCAUCGCCGGAAACAAUGUCGAAGUGGUGGCGCACCGCCGUGGUUAGCCUGAGAAAAACAAGAUCAUACCACACCAUCCAAGCCAUUCCAAGAGAAAUAACCGGUAACAGAGUCUCCGUAAAAGAUAGAGCCCAAGGCCGUAUACCCGCAGUUGUAUUCGCACAGCCUAACCCUAACGCCGCCGCCGACGGCUCGGUGAGGUCGGUUGCCAGAAAGCAUCUAUUAACUACCGAGAGAAAACAGAUUCAGUCCAUUCUUAACUCCAUUGAGCUUCCCUAUCUUUGCUCUACUACUUUUCCUUUGCAGAUCAGAGCCGGAUCGGGUUCUUCUACGUUACUUGAAUCCGGAAACGUUCUUCCGAUUAAGGUGCAUAGGGACCCAGAGACCGGAAAGCUUCUGAAUUUGGUGUUUGUUUGGGCGGAUGAAGGAACAAAACUGAAGGUUGAUGUACCGGUUGUGUUUAAAGGUGAAGAUGUUUGCCCUGGGAUCAAGAAAGGUGGCCUGCUGAACAAGAUACGACCUAGUUUGAAGUACAACUGCCCAUCUGAGCAUAUUCCUCAGAAGAUUGAAAUCGACAUUAGCAAUUUGGACAUCGGAGAUAAGGUGUUCAUGCGUGAUGUCACGGUCCAUCCAUCUUUGGAGCUUCUAAGCAAAAAUGAAUCGUUGCCUGUUUGCAAGAUCGUUGCAGCUAAGCUAGAUAGCACACAAUAGACGACAGUAUCAAACCGCACUCUUCCAGAAACUCAAAAGCCGUCACCAUCCCGGGGGUUUUAAAAGGUAGUUCCUUGUAAUUUUGCCUUGUCAUGAGAUAUUUUGUGCAAUAAGCUUUGAGUAUGUGCUCUAACAAGCAAUAUGAUAGCUGUCGGUAGAGGACAAUUUUUUAGGUUGCAGGAUUUGAAAUUAAUGUAUACGCCUCACAAUCAUGAAUUGUUUGGUUUGGGUGACUUUUGUUUGCUUGAUUUUCAUUU